CGUUUUGGCCAGGCACGGUGGCUCACCCCUGUAAUCCUAGCACUUUGGGAGGCCUAGGCAGGUGGAUUACCUGAGGUCAGGAGUUUGAGAUCAGCCUGACCAACAUGGUGAAACCUCAUCUCUGCUAAAAAUACAAAAUUAGCCAGGCAUGGUGAUGGGUGCCUGUAAUCCCAGCUACUUGGGAGGGUGCGGCAGGAGAAUCGUUUCAACUUGGGAAGCGGAGGUUGCAGUGAGCUGAGAUGGCACCAUUGCACUCUAGACUGGGCAACAAGAGCAAAACUCGAUCUCAGGAAAAAAAAAAAAGAAAGAAAGGAAGAGAAAAGUAAUCUCUUUUCUACAGAUUUUUUUUUUUUUUUUUUAAGGUAGUCAACUGUCCUGGGUAAAUGAGCACAGUGCCCUUUCAAGUCUUUGGCCAACACACUGGCUCUGUGAUCGAUAAUAAGUAAUGCUUAUUCCAGGCAAAGUCUGCACUUAGGAAAAUUCUUUCUGUGUUUCCUUUUAAGAGUAUUUGUGGGCUGGACAUGGCGGUUUAUGCCUAUAAUCCUAGCACUUCGGGAGGCUGAGGCGGGCGGAUCACGAGCUCAGGAGUUCAAGACCAGCCUGACCAACAUGGUGAAACCCUGUCUCUACUAAAAAUACAAAAAUUAGCUGGGCGUGGUGGUGUGCGCCUGUAAUCCUAGCUACUCAGGAGGCUGAGGCAGCAGAAUUGCUUGAACCCGGGAUGGGGAGGUUGCAGUGAGCCGAGGUUGCACCACUGCACUCCAGCCUGGGUGAUAGAGCAAGACUCUGUCUCAAAAAAAAAAAAAAAGAGUACUUGUGUACUUGUGGCCAGGUAGGAUCUUUCUAUGUUUUCUCUUGAGAAUAGUUGUGUAUUAGAAACUGUCUCACACCUGUAAUCCCAGUGCUUCGAGAGGUCAAGUGGGGAGGAUCCCCUGAAUUCAAGGAUUUGAGACCAGGCUGGACAACAUAGGGAGGCCACCAUCUCAAAAAAAAGAAAGUAAUAAUAAAGUUAAAAACAUUUUUAAAAAAGAAUACUUGCCAGCCACAAAGGAAAGGGUUUUGGUUCUUUUUCUCCCUCCUCAAUCCUAGGAACCCGUGAAAGGAUUUUGGUUCUCAGUGCAUAAGGAACAUUUCCAUUUUAAACCAGAAGGCUAGAGACAUUCUAACAACCUACCCAGCUGUUCUUUACCUGUAGGAUGAGAACUUUUCACAGCAGUGCCACCCAGUAUUGAUCUGUGUAUGUGAGGCCUUUCGAAAAAGAGUGGGCAGCAACUUGCUGCAGAUAAGAGGUAGGAGGUUUGCUUAGUGAGUAAGAAAGCAGAGUCAGUGCAGUAAAUAUCCACCCAGUGAAUGACGCCCAAUGAAUGACUUCGCAAGUGCCAAGUAAAUGAAUGGACAGCUGUUGAUGCUUUUAUAUUUCUUUGAGACUAUAAUGUGUUGUAAUCAUUGUUUUGUUUUGAGACUCCUGCUCCAUUCAAUUAGGCUUCUAAGAAUUCUGGUAACCUGAAGUGUGUUUCUGGACAUUGUAUCCCAAGUUUAACCUGUAGAGUGCAUGGAGUUUAUAUACAGGCCACGCCCAAGGAAGGACAAAAUUAAUGACAUGACCUUCUAUUAGAUUUGAUUUGUGAGGCCCUCGGGAAGGAAACCUUGGACCUAGGAGCUGGAAAGGCCUUGGAAAGCAGUGGUUGCACCAGACAGCCCAGGAAAGAGCCGAACGCUGAAGACCACCUGCUGUUUGCUGUUCCCUGGCAUUCAUGCCCCUCAGGGGUGGAGGAAGAACCCAGGACAAUGGCUGCUGCUCAUGAUCUGGAGAUGGAGAGCACGAAUCUGAAUAUGGAGAGAGAGAUGAAAGAAGAGCUGGAGGAAGAGGAGAAAAUGAGAGAUGACGGGGCAGGGAAAGAUCGUGCCAAGAAUAAAAAGGUCCAUAGGAUCGUCUCAAGAUGGAUGCUUCCCGAAAAGGCCCGAGGAACAUACUUGGAGCGAGCUAACUGCUUCCCACCCCCUGUGUUCAUCAUCUCCAUCAGCCUGGCCGAGCUGGCAGUGUUUAUUUACUAUGCUGUGUGGAAGCCUCAGAAACAGUGGAUCACCUUGGACACAGGCAUCUUGGAGAGUCCCUUUACCUAUAGUCCUGAGAAGAGGGAAGAAGCCUGGAGGUUUAUCUCAUACAUGCUGGUACAUGCUGGAGUUCAGCACAUCUUGGGGAAUCUUUGUAUGCAGCUUGUUUUGGGUAUUCCCUUGGAAAUGGUCCACAAAGGCCUCCGUGUGGGGCUGGUGUACCUGGCAGGAGUGAUUGCAGGGUCCCUUGCCAGCUCCAUCUUUGACCCACUCAGAUACCUGGUGGGAGCUUCAGGAGGAGUCUAUGCUCUGAUGGGAGGCUAUUUUAUGAAUGUUCUGGUGAAUUUUCGAGAAAUGAUUCCUGCCUUUGGAAUUUUCAGACUGCUGAUCAUCAUCCUUAUCAGGCAGAGUUCUUCUAGGCCAAGAAGCUGGAAGCUCCUUUUGCAGCACAGAUCUGACUUACUUGAAGACUACCUAACUUCUGGCCCUCACAGUUUUAUUGGAGAAUAUGGAAUCAUUUCCUUUCAUGGACUGACACCUUCACAAUUCCUGAUGUUGUGUUGGACAUCGGAUUUGCUCUCUAUAGAAGGUUCUUUGUUCCUGAAAAUGGGUCUCCGGUGUCUUUUGCAGCUCACAUUGCAGGUGGAUUUGCUGGAAUGUCCAUUGGCUACACGGUGUUUAGCUGCUUUGAUAAAGCACUGCUGAAAGAUCCACGGUUUUGGAUAGCAAUCGCUGCUUAUUUAGCUUGUGUCUUGUUUGCUGUGUUUUUCAACAUUUUUCUAUCUCCAGCAAAUUGACCUGCCCCUAUGAUAGGCCAACUAAUAAAAAGAGCCAUCUGGAGGAAGAAAAAAAAAAAGGAAAACUCUAUGAAGAAACAGAGAAGUCUCAGCAAAGUCUAACAAUUUUAUAUAGAGGAGAAGACAGCACUAAAUUAAUCAGUUUCAAGGAUUGCCUACAAAAGGAUCUUAGGAUUUAAGGAAGGGGCUUCUGAAUGUAGAAAGGGAAAAAGAGAGAAAAGAAGGGUAGUAAAAACUAGGGAUGGGGAGGCGUGGUGGCUCACCCCUUUAAUCCCAGCACUUUGGGAGGCCAAGGUGGGCAGAUCACCUGAGGUUGGAAGUUUGAGACCAGCCUGACCAACAUGGAGAAACCCCAUCUCUACUAAAAAUACAAAAUCAGCCCAGUGUGGUGGCACACGCCUAUAAUCCCACCUACUUGAGAGGCUGAGGCAGGAGAAUCGCUUGAACCUGGGAGGCGGAGGCUGUGGUGAGCUGAGAUUGUGCCAUUGCACUCCAGCCUGCGCAACAGGGUGAAACUUCGUCUCAAUAAAUAAAUAAAAAUACCAAAGUUAUCUGGACAUGAUGGCGUGUGCCUGUAGUUCCAGCUACUUGGGAGGCUGAGGCAGGAGAAUUGCUUGAACCCGGAAGGCAGAGGUUGCAGUGAGCUGAGAUCAUAUCACUGCACUCCAGCCUGGGCGACACAGUGACACUCCGUCUCGAAAAAACAAAAACAAAACAAAACAAACCCCUAGAGAUUGGGUCUUUCUCAGGCAUAUGGUAUCCUAUAAAACAGACUUACUCUCUUGGAGGAUAUAUUUUGGAGAAUGCUUGAUAAAAUCUAUGAAAACUGUACAAUGCUGAUAAUAAAAACUUUUUUAUACGUG
This is a messenger RNA of Callithrix jacchus (white-tufted-ear marmoset), 3715 nucleotides long. Lineage: Eukaryota; Metazoa; Chordata; Mammalia; Primates; Cebidae. The record is from RefSeq and is a predicted model, not a curated record.